Messenger RNA from Ictalurus furcatus (blue catfish), 4748 nucleotides. RefSeq lists its product as uncharacterized. The transcript has 9 exons. The coding region runs from base 2843 to 4264 and encodes 473 amino acids. Lineage: Eukaryota; Metazoa; Chordata; Actinopteri; Siluriformes; Ictaluridae. The record is from RefSeq and is a predicted model, not a curated record.
GUACCAGCUGUAAAUGAGUUUAAAAAAAAAAAAAAAAAAGAAUAGAAUAAAAAUAGACUCAAAUUUGGAAUGACUAAUGCAUAUUUUAGUGUUUUUUUUUAUUUUCUGUUAUCUUAGAUUUAUUGACUGUUGUAUUGUAUUUGUUGAUUUAUUCAUUUGUUUAGCAUUUGUGCUAGAACAAGUCCUCCAUAGUAACAUGGAACGACUUAUUUCACUGAGGUGGUUUCACUGGCAGACAUCCCAACUUUCCAGGAAGUUUGGGGCAUCUCCUACAUUUUAAAGAUGUAGUUAAUUAUUUGGGAGUAAAACUAUCUUUAAAUUCAAAUAUGGUUCUUACAUAAAUUAAUUUAAAUCCUAUUAAAGAUGUAAUUAAAAAGAAGUUCAAUUCUUGGUUGGUGAGAGAUUUGGUUGAGUUUUACUGUCAAAGGUAGAGGGUCUAUUAAGAGUUUCUUAUCUCUUCUCUGUAAUGCAUUGUCCUAAGUCAUAUAUUCCUUAUUAGAUAAAUGAUUAUAUAAUUUCAUAUGGAAAAAUAAAUCACAUGAUUAAAAAGGAGGUUCUCAGAAAUAAGAUUAGUGAUGGAGGUCUUGGAGUUGUUGACUUUACCCUCUUUAACCAUGUGUUAAAAGUAAAGUGGUUAAAAAGAUUGGUUAAAAAAAAAACCUCCAUAUGGAACACAUUUCCUAAUUUUGUUUUUAAGAAAAUGGGAGCUAUUGAAUCUUUUGUUAUAGUGCCCCUUCUCACUUGGUAAACUAUCCAUUAAAUUAGCAAAACCUAACCAACAGGUUUUAUUAUCGUGGUUACUGGUUUACAAACCUAACUUUUCACCUCACUGUUGUUUUAUCUGGAACAAUCAGAUUAUUAUUUACAGAAAUAAAUCAUUACUUUUUUGAGAGACAGUAUUUAAAUAACAUCUAUAUUGUUAAUCAGCUGAUGGAUGACAAUCGUUAAUUUUAUUCCUUUUCAGAAUUUUCCAGAAAAUUUGAUUUUGGGGCUCAUUAAAUGAAUAUAAUGUUGUAUUCAACGCCUUCCUAGUGGUAUAAAAACUCUCUUGAAAGGAGAACAAACUUAUAGUCCUAUUUUUUUGUAUAACACUUCUAUAUCAAUUGAUGGGAUUUUGAUUACUGAUCACAAAUUCAAUAACCACGUUGUUCACAAUCAUAUUAACAGAAAAUCUAUUCCAGCUUCAUCUUUAAAAUGGAUGGCGUUAUACAAUGUUAAUUGGAGUCUGGUCUGGUCUCUUCCACACAAAUAUCUAUUAACAAACAAGAUAAACGAAGGCACAUUUAAAUUAUUACAUAGGUCCUACCCUUGUAAUAGUGUACUCAAUAAGUAUAUCCAAAACAAGGAAAAUAAAAGCACUGCACUGAAUUUGCAUAGGUCUGUAAUAGAGGCUCUCCAACAUGGCCGAUCAGGAGGAAUCACGACAGGAGAGCGGUUCUAACCAUCUAACUGCAUCAUUGUAACAACAUCUACAAGAAAAUCAGUUACUAAUCCAUCAGAUCACUGAUCUAUAAUAACAGUGCACUUAUGACUCAUAAUGAUGCUGGUUUUCUGUUAAUGGUGUUACAUUGAUGCUGAUGUACAUGAGUUUGGUAUAGUACCACUUUGUUCCCACCCUGACUGUAAAACACAACGUGAUUGGUUAGAGCGAGACCGUGCUAUGAUUGGUCAGUGCACUAUGGAUGUUAACCGAUAAUAUGACUAAAAUAGGAAUACUCCACAUGUCUUAAUUCAAUUUGUUUUUUUUCGAGUAUGACUUUAGUCGGAUUAAGGUAAGCAGAAAUAGCUGUUUACAUGGUAGUUUCUUAAUCAGAGUAUUGUCUUAAUCUGGUUAAUAUCUGGUAUGGUAAUAAUUACCAUAUGGUAAUAAUUUUUAUCCAUGUAAACAUACUGAGUAUAGCUCACUGUAAUAUAUUCAGCAGUGAUUUCUCAGUUGCCCAUGGUGGGGUAAAUGAGUGUAAAAGACAUGUUGAGGUGUUUAAUAGGUGUAAUUCGUCCAUCAGUAGCCUAUAGCUAACGUUAUUUUAACUAGCUGCUAUAAGGAGCUACUGUAUUGAUGUCUAGGUGAUAAGGACAAACUCCCUGUAGACAUGUGUAAAGUAGUUAUUGAAUAUAAAAAUGACUCCAUGUGUGGAAUAAUACAGUAAUAUAAUAUAAUAUGAAACUGUGUAAGUACAUAUUUUAAUGUCACAUUUUCUGCAUACACCAGAAAAGCUAUUUGCAUUAGAGUUUUAAAUAGUUGAGAUGUGUCUUUAAAUAAAUAGUGUUCUGUCAUAAUGAAAUGUCAUGUCCUUGUUCAUACAUGUUUGGUGCCUGUGUGUGGGUGGGUGGCGCGCAGUGGCCGAUAAAGCUACCUCCUUGAAAUGAGUUUUUGCAGGUUGUGAUGUCUGGUAUUUGAACUGAAAACAGUGAGUUGUGUCAGUCACUCUGAAGUAAACACUACAUUCAUUAUGAAACAUUUGACUCUAGAUGUGCAUCUCAUUUCUUUAAUUGCGACUCCAAGCUGAAUCUUUACUUGCUUGACCGCCAGGAAUAAUUUGAAGCCAUUUUCUGGAAUGGGCGUGGCUAGGGGUAUGUUCAUAUGGAGCUGCGUGAGAAAUGUUAUAACAAACAGACGCUGUAGAUUGAAACAGACUGAGGUUACGUAUAAUAGUUAUAUAUCAAAUACAUAUUGCAUGCAAUUGCCAUCAUCCUUUCAUUUAGUAAUUAAAAAACAAAAAGAGCAAGAAACCUGAAUGCAGACAUCAAGGUCUCUGAAAAGCAAAUACUUAUGGUGUAGGAGGUCACCUAGACCCUACUUAAUUCUUUUGGCCAGUCACCAUAUUACUUGUUUGUGCUGGAAAUGUUGGCGUGCUCUUUUUUGUUUCUUUGCUUUUUAAAUGAUUUGUAUUCUGCAUGUCUGACUGUAUUUCUGAUGCUUUAUUAUUUUUACUUUUUUUUCAAAGAAAGUAACCCUUUUUCCCACAUCUACUCCAGAAAAAAAAUAAAGUUCAGAAAAAUGCAAGGCUUUUGGAUCCUGCUCUUAGCUGUUUAUGCUAAGUACUGCAGUGCUGGUAACACUAACCUACCUAAGACCUAUCAUGAGGGGCUGAUGUUCGGAGAUCAGCUUAGUAUCUGGCUGCCGGUUGAGGCUCAGAGUUUGGAGUUUAUCUCUGCGACUACAUCACAGAAGGAUGUUCUUUGGUCCAGAUCUUCCAUAACUAAAAGGGGAAAAAUAACGGGAAGAGAUUCUACCAGAAAAUUUGUAAUUCUUUCUGUCACAUUUGAUGAUCAGGGAACCUACACUUUGUUUAACUUCUGGAGCAAAAAGAUUUCCAUCCAUUUAUUGAAGGUUAUCACUAAAAGGAUUUCCCAGGAUUGUGUGGCUGGUGAAACGAUUCGAAUUCCACUGGGUCAGCUUGUGAAGAAUGAUGCCACACUACAUUUUUCAAACGAAGAUUUUAAUCUCACUCUGGUGGAUCACGGCUCACCUGUAGGCAAUUUACAUCCUGACUACAUGGGGCGGAUCCAGGUGACUAGCAACAGCAUCGAGGUGCUCAAUGUCAAUGUGUCUGAUGUGGGCAACUACACACUCAGAGAUCGUCUAAAUCGCAAAGUCAAGAUCAUCUCUAUGCACUUGGUUGAUCAUCAUGCGGGAGUGAAUGUAGGUCCCUUCAUGGGUCUGCUGAUGUUGCUUGGUAUUCCACCCUGUAUUUUCUGUUGCUGCAGAAAGAAGGUCUGUAGAAAGAGCAGCCAACCCACUACCACUGCCGUAAACACCACCACAGUGACGUACGACAACCAAAUUCAUCCACCUGGACCUCCACCAACCUACACCAACCCCGCAGCUCCUGCAGGCCCUACACCGGGCUAUACACCUGGUUACCCUGUGGGUACUUCUCCUCCUCCUAAUCCCACAUUUCCUCCUCAACCACCCUAUGGUGGAUAUCCUGCUACAUCGCCAGCUAUGCCCCCUAACCCUGCCUUUAACCCUGGAUACCCUCCUGCAUCUAGCUUUCCUCCAGCUCAGCCUCCUCAGUGGAGUGGUGCUCCCUACAACCAACCUACUCCGGCUGGUUUUGCUCCAGUGAUGUAUAAUGCUCCUGCUGGCCCUGAUCCAGUCAAAGGGGAAAUAACUGCUAUGACUCCACUACUCACACCUCCACAGCCUGAGGUGGUACAGCCUUCAGCCCCAUAUACUGGCCCUAAUGACCAUAACUCUUUGGACUCUGCUGUCCAAUUCAACAUAAACAUGGGAAAGGACUCGAGCUCUAACUUCCUGUAGAUUCUGUAAAUGUAUCCAUCAAUGGAUAAAAAAAUUAGUCAUUCUUUAAUUAGUAAAAAAAAAUUGUAGGCAAUUAAUUUACUGUGGUAUAAGGGAAAUUAAAAUUGUUGGUUAUUUUCCUAUAACAGUAUGCCCCAUUUGUGUUUUAUUCCUGUACAAGCCCGUUCUAGUCAUGUUGAUAUUAUGCAUGUUUAGGCACCAUGUUGGUGCGUAAUGUUGCUAGGAGUUUAUUAAUGUAGAAGGUCUUUUAUCACUAUUGAUAUUUACAAAAAUAUGUACUAAAGCUCUAACAAUGUACUUACCCAAGUCUAAUCUGUCUGUAAAAUUGCAGAUGCAAGACAAUUUUAUACAAAACUGCCUGUUUGAACUGCUAUUUCAGUUCUGUGGAAUGCCAUUUUUGUUGUUGUUUUAUGCCUGUAUCUUUUUGUGCACACUGUAAAAACAUGCACAUAUAUUAGCCAAAGAAAUAAAAACAUGAAACAUA